Molecule: messenger RNA, 3923 nt
Organism: Chlorocebus sabaeus (green monkey)
Lineage: Eukaryota; Metazoa; Chordata; Mammalia; Primates; Cercopithecidae
Gene: SYNC
Product: syncoilin, intermediate filament protein
Biological process (GO): intermediate filament-based process
Cellular component (GO): sarcolemma; intermediate filament; Z disc
Source: RefSeq, a predicted model, not a curated record
AGCCACCCAGCCUGUCCCCAGGCUCCAGGCUGUCCCCAAAUGCGCGGGGUGCGGCCGUGAACUCUCCUCCCUGGCCGCGCCCUGCCCCGCCCUUCACGACAGCUGCGGGGAACAGCCCGGAGUGCCCUGAGGGUGGCUGCGGUCCUUCCCCUCCUGGGUGGGGACCAGAGGGCGCUGAGCGGCGGCGGACACCCCCAAACACUCGCUGGAGAGGGGUGCUGGGUCCCUUUGAGCAGCCCGCCCAACCCUGCCCCCACCCUCCCAGGCUGGACAGUGGAGGUGCUCCUUGGGGCUUCAGACCCUUCUCCCUCCCCCUGCAACGGGACCCCACGAAAGGAAGGGUGGGGAGAAGGUUCGGGAAGACCAGGGGGCUGGGAGGUUUGGAAAGGCCACUCCACGCCCCAGUUCCCACUCCCGCCUCAGGCUGGUCCGGGAGGGGCAGACUCUCCCCGCCCCCAGGCCCGCGCGGCCGCUCCCUCCUCCCCCGGCAGGAUCCCCGGCCAAGUGGGCGCGCCCGGCCCGGGGCCGGCCGGGAUCCGGUGUCGGCUGCAGCUGGCAGUGCGGCGGGUGCGGGCGCCGGAGCGAGGGGCCCGCGGGCCCGGCUAUUAAUAACGCGGCCGCCAGCCCGGGGUCGCGUAGCCAUGGCCAGCCGGGAGCCCCGGCGCGGCGGGGACGGCGCCGCCCAGGCCGCGAGGAAAACAAGAGCAGAAGCCAAUUAUCCUCUUCCAGAGAACUCUGACUCCCUAAAUGAGGCAGAAGCCUUGAACCCAGAAGUUACUCUGUCUUCAGAGGGGUACUUAAACCUGGAAGACAUUCUCUACCUGGAGGACACAGGGGACCUUGAUGAGACACUCUAUGUGCAAGAGACUGAGAAGCCAGAGGAGGCCCUGUAUAUUGAAGAGGCCAUGCAGCCAGACGAGGCUCUGCAUGGGGAGGAGCCUGGGAAUCCAGAGGAGACAGUGAGUGUGGAGGAAACCAUGGAGCCAGAUUGGAUGCAGUUUGUGGAGGGGCCCGUGGAGCCAGGAAAGCCCACAAACCCAGAGCAGGUUGUUCAUGAGGGAGACACAGUCACAAGGGCAGAGAAAUCUAACCCUGAGGAGAGCCUCAGAGCCGAGCCGAGCCCCAGCAUGGAGGAGAACCUGAGCAUAGAAGACCUGGAAUUGCUAGAAGGGCGUUUCCAGCAGUGUGUCCAAGCUGUAGCCCAGCUGGAAGAGGAGAGGGAUCAGCUCAUCCAUGAGCUUGUAUUGCUCCGGGAACCAGCCCUGCAGGAGGUACAGCAGGUCCAUCAGGACAUCCUGGCUGCCUACAAGCUCCAUGCCCAAGCAGAGCUGGAGAGAGAUGGCCUAAGGGAGGAGAUCCGGCUGGUCAAGCAGAAGCUUUUCAAGGUGACGAAGGAAUGUGUGGCCUACCAAUACCAACUGGAGUGCCGCCAGCAGGACGUGGCUCAGUUUGCCGAUUUCCGGGAAGUGCUGACUACGAGGGCAACCCAACUCUCAGAGGAACUGGCCCAGCUCCAGGAUGCCUAUCAGAAGCAGAAGGAGCAGUUGCGGCAACAACUAGAAGCCCCUCCAAGCCAGAGGGAUGGGCACUUUCUCCAGGAAAGUCGGCGACUCUCUGCCCAGUUUGAAAAUCUCAUGGCAGAGAGCCGCCAGGGCCUGGAGGAGGAAUAUGAGCCUCAGCUCCUGCGGCUCCUAGAGAGGAAAGAAGCUGGGACCAAAGCUCUGCAGAAAACCCAGGCUGAGAUCCAGGAGAUGAAGGAGGCUCUGAGACCCCUGCAAGCAGAGGCCCGGCAGCUCCACCUGCAAAACAGGAACCUGGAGGACCAGAUUGCACUUGUGAGGCAAAAACGAGAUGAAGAGGUUCAGCAGUACAGGGAACAGCUGGAGGAAAUGGAAGAACGCCAAAGGCAGUUAAGAAGUGGGGUGCAAGUCCAGCAACAGAAGAACAAAGAGAUGGAACAGCUAAGGCUCAGUCUUGCUGAAGAGCUCUCUACCUAUAAGGCUAUGCUACCCAAGAGCCUGGAACAGGCUGAUGCUCCCACUUCUCAGGCAGGUGGAAUGGAAACACAGUCUCAAGGGGCUGUUUAGAAAUAUAUGGCCAAAUCUGUAACCCAGAAACAGCAAAAAACUUCUUAGCAAAGGAUCACUAAGUACCCUCUGGACGUUCUCUUCCAAACAGACAAGAGUGCCAGGAACUUGGCAAGCAUUUCAUCCUGUGGAAGUUGCAAAUACUGGCUGACCUGCUUAAAAAAAGAUUGUAGAGUUCGCUGGAGGCAGAACACCAGUCAACUCUUUGCUGGAUUCUAUUUCAUCUGCUGUUGAUACUGAUCUUAACACACUAUGGAAAGGAAAAAUGAGCCUCCUAUCUUCCAGCAGCAACCCUCACACGCACUGAGUAAAGGAUGAACGUAUGGACGCAUCUUGGAGUAUUUUAAAGAAUGUAUCUUGCUUUGUGUUGACCCAAACCAAAAACAUUUUUGAGGGGCACAUGUGGGGUCAAAAAAAUAGCCAAUUUCCAUUACAUGGAUUUACAAUUUCCUUUCUUUUGUGCCAUGAGUGUUAGAAUUUAAAUGAAUACUUUUACAAAGUUUACUUUUUGCUAAAGGAUAUACAUAUUGUCUACUCUUAAAAUUGUGUCAAUUUAAUUUUCACUAUACUCUAAAACAACUAGACUUGAAGAAAAGAAACCAAUCAAGAUUUGAAUCUAAUGGUUAACGCUAUUCAGAUUUUCCCAAGGAUCUUACCUCAUCAAAGUGGUUUUGGGUCAGAAUGAUCUACUCAGUUAAAAAAAAACAACAAAAAACUAAGUGGAAAAAACCAGGCAUUUUAUCUGGUUAUUGCAUCUGGUGAUAAGAGGCUUUCAAAGCUUAUUAUUUCUAACCUCUAAGUAAAGGCCCCAGUGAAAAACAUACUGGGGAGACAAAACCUCUCUCUGAGAAAAGGUUCAAGCACCUUUUCCAAAUUUAAAUUUUGCCUUAAAUUCUCUCUACCACACUGCCUUUGACACUCUUGAAAGUCCAUGUAGUUCUCUAGAGAUCGACUUCAAAGAAACGUUACCUUAUCAAAGACUAAUCUGUGCCACCUCUGAUUCAGUGUUUUAUGUCUUUCACUUUCCCUGUCAAGGAGUAAAGCUCUUUUCUACAGCUCUGGGACUAUUAUAUUUAAUUCUGCUCUUGAUAGUCAAAGACCACAGAAAACAACUGUCAUCUGAAGGACUCUUCUAGAAGUCAGAGACUGGUGUUUGAUGGAUGUUUUAUACUAAAUAAAACCCAUCAGCAUGGGGUUAUGUAGAAAAGCAAUUUAUUCCAUUUUAAGCACUUACACAGUUAGUCAUGGAGAGUAACAGGCCUGCUGGUGAAACAGGUCACGCAAAAUGGAGAUGGCAUCAAACUAGUGGUCAAGGACUAACUCCUAAAAAAAAGCAACUCUUAUCAAGGAUUAAUUUAAUUUUUAAAACAAAUACAAGUUAUUGAUUCACUCUUCUCAACUUGACAGUCUGCCUGUGGUGUAACUGUCAGGUAAAAACAUACAUCUUUACAACUUGGUGGUCCCAAGUUAAAAAAAAAAAAACAACAAAAAACACACCAUUUCACAGACAGGAAAGAAACAACAUGAAAACAGCUGAAGAAAUACACUAACGAGCAAAAAUAUAUGAAUAUAUGGGGAAAGAGGAACAUGUAGUUUUGACUUAACUGAGGAAACCAAGAGGAAACUGGUCUACAUAUGAAAAUGUGCAUCCUGGAAAGUCAGGUGUCAAGAUUUUCGAGUAGGAAUCUAUAUGACUUGAAUCUCCCCUAUUUCCUGAAUAAAAGUGACAUCUUUCAGUAUUUAUACUUCAUGGCUCAGACACCUACCUCAUUUGGCUCUAUUCCUUACUCACUCUAGCUUUUACUUAAAUGAGUCUGAAAAACUUGGGGAUAUAUA